AUGUCAAGAAACAAUUUAAGACCAAAUACCUGGGAGAUUUUGGGACCAUUCCCAACCGGGACUCGAGAGCAAGAGUUUGGCGCGGAUCCAUUAGAAGCAUACGGCGGAUUCACGAAUCUAGAAUAUUCUACAACUGAAACAUAUCCUUCUGAAUUAGCGGAUAAUGGAAGAGUUGGUUGGUCUAUAAUCUCAGAAAAUGAAAAUGGCUCGAUUGGUCCUUUCAAUUUUCCGAAUGUCAGGUGGAAUUUCAAUCAGCAAUCGCUCGGUUGGGCGAUAAAUCAAUUUCAAAUUUGGGCACGAGGAAAAUUCAAUGUGCCUCUUGACUCAUUUUACACAACAACAACAAACACUGCCACAAUAAAAUUCCAAUGUUACAAUGUUACAGAAUUUUACAUUAAUGACAUUCGUUUUUACGGCGACUGUUACAACUACAGAAACCAAUGGCACAUUUUACACCUUACUCCGGGAACUCACACAAUCAGGGUUCGUAUAGUGAAUGAAACUCGUAUUUUUGGCGGAAAAGUUCCACCUGCCGUCCAAUUUUCAGCGGAUAUUUAUCCAGUGUCUUCCUUAAAUUUGGAAGAUUCGUUCUUAAUACUUGAAGAUGAAACUUCAGUUAUUGUUCCAGAUUUGAUGGAUGGAAAGUUGGCGGGAGAGGUUAUGAGUGUUCCAAUUUUAAAUGCCAGCCAUCUUUGGUGUUAUGUGGAUAAAGUCGAAGCGCUAAUGGUAGAAAACACACCAUUAGAAGAUUCAGAUUUUAAAUCUGCAAAACCUCCGAAUCUUCUCGGAGCAAAACUAAGUUCCGAUGCUCAAAAAAAAAUAUUUUUUCGAAUAGCGCCAUCACAACAACGACAUCUUAAAAUCCAUCUAAAACUGGUCGAGAAUAAUUGGUCGCAGAAAAAUAUUUCUUUUCAACUCAAAUUUGGCAUCAUGCUUGAAAAUAAUACAUACAUAACAUUAAAAUCCAAUGUAACUACAAUAAAGCUGAAGAAAUUUGGCGAACCUUUCAAGUUUACAUUUGAGGACUUUGAUGGCACGGUUCAAUAUGCUAUUGCUAUUCCGCCACUCGAACCUAUUACAAAUUGUUGUCCUUUACUUUUGGCUUUACACGGAGCGGGUGUAGAAAUAGAAAUGCCGUUCUGGAAAAAUGCUAUCAAAAGACAAACAAAGGCUUGGGUUUUACUGCCAAGCGGAAGAACUCCUUGGGGAUACGAUUGGCAUGGACCAAGCAGAGCAAAUGUAUUUACAGCAAUAGAAAGCUUAAAGUGUCUAUCUUUUGUGAAUAUUCAAGCUUUUAGCUCAACUAUUUUAACUGGGCAUUCGAAUGGAGGUCAGGGUGCUUGGUAUUUUUUGACACACUUUCCUGAUACGUUUGUUGCAGGAGCGCCCGCUGCAGGAUUCACAAAAAUCCAACGAUAUGUUCCAUAUUAUUGGAAUAGUGAGGCGCAUAUUGAUCCUAUAUUGCAAGCGGCAAAGAAUAACAACGACUUGUAUACUUCGAAUCUCACUGGAAUCCCAAUUCUAGUUCGUACAGGUUCUGAAGACGAUAAUGUUCCACCAAUACAUUCACGUAGCUUGGUUCGUCUCGUCGAUGAACAUUCACAUAACAAUAACGAUAAUGAAAUAAAAUUAAUAGAAGAUCCAGGAAAAGGACAUUGGUUUGAUGGUGUAUUAAGUGACGACAAAAUUCAGCCAUUUUUUGAUAAACAUCUUUAUCAAAAAGAUGAAAACGAAGGAGCGAUCAAUGAAGCUGAAUUUUAUCGUAACUUUUCAAAAGGAUUAUUUUCUCAAAAAAAAGAAUUCACCUUGACUCUGAUAAAUCCUGCGGGUUGCGGUACUAAAGGUGGAGUCCAAAUUGAGCAAUUGGAGACUCCUUAUAGAUUGGCGAAAUUUACAAUGAUACUAAAUAACGAUAACGACACCGAUGCGUCGGAUUCCAGCAAAUUAUUCGACUUCAAGACUACAAAUAUCAGUAGAUUUACAAUUGAUAAAGUAAAUAAGCAGGGAAAAGUUCAAUUACAAAAAGUAUUAUAUUCUAAGAAUGAAAAUGGAACUUGGGAGAUCACAAAUAACGACGAAACAUGGAAGAAAACCCAAAGACACAGUGAUAAUUACGGACCUGCAAUUCAAAUUCUCGAAUCUCCUGGACCACUGUUGAUUGUAAUUGGGAACCAAUUUAAAGACAGGCCAUCUUCAGUAUAUAUGCGUAUUGCACUAGAGAUAGCCAAUUCAUGGUUCCUUUAUGGCCGAGGCGAUUCGUUGAUACUUGCAGAUAGAGAGUACGCUGAAAUUAAAUCUUCUGGAAAAGUCCCAAAUGGCAAUUUAGUUUUGUUAGGUGGACCAGAUAUUAAUUCUGCUACGAAGAGUUUACUAGAUAAAAGACCUAGCGCAGUAACAUUUGAUAUUGAAAAUAAAACCUUUACGAUUGCAAAAAGGAAUUUUAACGAAAAAAAUACAGGAAUCCUUUUUCUUCAUCCGUUUGAUCAGUCUGAUGGAAAAUCAUAUUUAUCAUUGAUUAUCGCUAGCACAGAUGAAAUAGGCUUUGAAAACGCUGCGAAAUUGUUUCCUAAGCGAACUGGCGUGCCGGUUCCUGAUUGGACUGUUGUUGGUCCCGAAGUGAAAUGGAAAGGCGCUGGAGGGUUACUUGGAGCUGGGUUUUGGAAUAACCAGUGGAAAUUCAAUUCUGCUACAGGGGUGGUAGGAGCAAAAG
Messenger RNA from Ambispora gerdemannii, 2710 nucleotides. The record is from the annotation of a GenBank genome assembly. NCBI's taxonomy places the organism in Eukaryota, Fungi, Glomeromycota, Glomeromycetes, Archaeosporales, Ambisporaceae.